Molecule: messenger RNA, 1443 nt
Organism: Penicillium pulvis
Lineage: Eukaryota; Fungi; Ascomycota; Eurotiomycetes; Eurotiales; Aspergillaceae
Exons: 1
Coding region: 1-1443 (480 amino acids)
Biological process (GO): dephosphorylation
Molecular function (GO): phosphatase activity
Source: RefSeq, a predicted model, not a curated record
AUGCGUUCAUCUAUUCAUCACGGCCUGCUCUUGGCCUCCCUCACUGCACCUGUUGUGUCUGCUGAGCGAGUGCUGGGUGCUUAUAUUUAUGCGCGUCAUGGUGAUCGGACUGCUAAAAUUCUCGGCAAUACCCAACUAACUGAUUUGGGUUAUUACGAGGUCUUCGCGGCUGGAUCUGUGUAUCAUGACCUCUAUGUUGACUCGAGCUCGGAUAAGCAGAUCGAGGGAAUCAGUGACCCCAUCGUGAACGCCAAGCAGAUCAAUGCUAGUGCUCCCUCAGAUGCGGUGCUGCAGAACUCGGCCACUGGUUUCCUGCAGGGUGUCUAUCCUCCCGCUUCAACAGCGGCUAACACUACCCUUGGAAAUGGUACCGUGGUCGACUCGCCAUUGAAUGGUUAUCAGCUCAUCCAGCUACAGACCACUGGUACGAGCAACAGCAACGAAGACUCCAGCUGGCUGCAGGGCUCCAGUGAUUGCUCCAAGGCCACUGUGAGCAGCAACAACUACUAUAGCUCCGAUGCUUACAAUGAUGUCCUCAAGUCCAGCGCAAGCUUCUAUGAUUCUCUCACUCCUGUCUUGAACCGGACUUUCUCGGCUUCUGAUAUUAGCUUCGAGAAUGCCUACACUAUCUUCGACUAUCUGAAUGUGGGCUACAUCCAUAACACAUCUGCGACCUUCCCUGGCAAGUCAGAGUACAUGACCGACGCCAACCGCGUGCAGCUCAUUUCGCUGGCUGGUACCCACGAGUGGAACCUGGCAUACAAUGCCUCCGACCCCGUCCGCGCGAUCAGCGGUGCCGUUAUUCUCGGCGAGAUCAUGUCCAGCUUUGACGAGAUCAUCGACUCGAAGGGCGCGAAGUCUAUUCUGAACGUCCAGUUUGGAUCAUACGGAACUAUAAUGUCCUUCUUCGGUCUGAUGCAGAUGCCUGCUGCUUCGCCGGAAUUCUACGGCAUCCCAGACUAUGCCUCGUCUAUGGUCUUUGAGCUCGUGACCAAUGCUACUGGCACCGACUUCCCCUCGAGCGAUGAAAUCAGCGUGCGCUUCGCAUUCCACAAUGGAACCAUGACUGGCUCGGAGACGCCCACCGUCUACCCUAUGUUUGGUCAAUCCAGCGAUGUUCUCUCCUACUCUGACUUCAGCACGCAGAUGAAGAAGGUUGCUAUUACUUCCACUACCCAGUGGUGUGAUAUGUGCGGCAACACUGAUGGUAGCUGUGCAACUUCGAGCGCAUCCAGCUCUACUACCAGCUCCUCGAGCACUGAGAGUUCUGGUGGAAUUUCCCGGGCAGUGGCUGGUGUCAUCGGCGCCAUGGUCACUCUUGCUGUUAUUCUUGGCUUGCAGGCUCUCUUCUUCCUGGUCGGUGGAUUCCGCAUCGCUAAGCGAAACAAGGGCGUUCCGGAAAUGGUCACUACCUCUAGUGUGGAGGCAGACAAGAAGGCCUAA